Molecule: messenger RNA, 1782 nt
Organism: Electrophorus electricus (electric eel)
Lineage: Eukaryota; Metazoa; Chordata; Actinopteri; Gymnotiformes; Gymnotidae
Gene: hpse2
Product: heparanase 2
Biological process (GO): extracellular matrix organization
Cellular component (GO): membrane; extracellular matrix
Molecular function (GO): hydrolase activity, acting on glycosyl bonds
Source: RefSeq, a predicted model, not a curated record
AUGCCAAAGCGAUUCCUCCCUCAGAUCUUCGGCUUGUCUUUAUGGCUGGCAUUUAUAACACACUCUCUGAUGUUCUGCGCCGCUACGUACAGAAAACAUGUCUCUGGAGGGAAAAGACAAAGUUUUUUGGAGAGAACCUUAAUUUUACUAGACGUAAAUACCCGAAGCCCGCUGAAGGUUUUGAAUGAAAACUUCCUAUCGUUGCAAGUGGACCCGUCUAUCCUAAAGAAUGGGUGGCUUGACUUCUUAAGUUCCAAGCGCUUAGUAACUUUGGCCCGGGGACUUUCACCAGCUUAUCUGAGGUUUGGGGGCAAGAGAACAGACUUCCUCCAGUUCCACAACCUGAAGAAUCUGGCCAAGUUCAGAGGUCCAGGACCCGAUUAUUACCUCAAAAAUUAUGAGGAUGACAUUGUGCGCAGUGAUAUAGCCCUGGACAAGCAGAAAGGCUGUAAACUGGCCAGCCAUCCUGACAUGAUGCUGGAACUGCAGCGGGAGAAAGCUGCUCAAAUGCAACAAGUUCUACUGAAGGAGCAGUUCUCCAACCUCUACAGUGAUGUGACAAUAACAGCCAGGUCUUUAGACAAACUGUACAAUUUUGCUGACUGCGCGGGAUUGCACCUGAUCUUUGGCCUCAAUGCCCUACAUCGGAACCUUGACAACUCGUGGAAUGCUUCCAGUGCCCUGAGUUUGUUAAAAUACAGUGCUGGCAAGAAGUAUAACAUCUCCUGGGAGUUGGGCAAUGAACCCAAUGGCUACCGAACCAUGGUGUCUCGCUCAGUUAACAGCACUCAACUGGCUCAGGAUUACAUUUUGCUGAAGACACUCCUACAGUCUGUGCGCUACUACAGUCGGGCCAGCCUCUACGGGCCUAACAUUGGCCGUCCUCGCAAAAAUGCCAUCCUGCUACUGGACGGGUUCAUGAAGAAUGGUGGCUCUGUUGUUGAUGCAGUUACGUGGCAACAUUACUACAUUGACAGGCGAGUGACUAAAGUGGAGGACUUUAUGAAGACACGGCUUCUGGAUACCCUGACAGAUCAGAUCACAAAGGUGUUGAAGAUUGUUCAUAUUCAUACUCCUGAAAAGAGAGUGUGGUUUGGUGGAGUUGGACCUGAAUGGGCUGGAGGCAUCAACAAUCUGUCAGACACAUUUGCUGCUGGCUUCUUGUGGCUGAACACUCUUGGAAUUUCUGCAAUGCAAGGAAUUGAUGUUGUACUUCGACACACUUUUUUCGACUAUGGUUACAGUCACCUAGUGGACCAGCACUUCAAUCCUUUGCCUGAUUACUGGCUAUCUCUGCUCUUUAAGCGCUUAGUGGGCCCCAGGGUGCUGGCAGUGCAUGUUGCUGGCCUCCAGAGGAAGCCACGCCCAGGGAGAGUGAUCCGAGACAAGCUGCGCAUCUACGCACACUGUACCAGCUCUCACAACCACGGUUAUGUCAGGGGAUCCAUAACAAUUUACAUAAUCAAUUUGCAUCGGUCACGAAAGAAAAUAAAGCUGGCGGGAACAUUACGAAAUAAAACAGUUCACCAGUACCUGUUACAACCUGCUGGAGAAGAUGGCCUUCAUUCAAAGUCUGUUCAGUUAAAUGGUGAGCCCCUGGCCAUGGUUGACAGUGACACAUUCCCUGAGCUGAAACCACGGACACUAAGAGCAGGGCGAACAAUAGCUAUGCCACCCUUGUCCAUCGGUUUCUACGUCAUCAAGAACAUCAAUGCUUAUGCCUGUCGUAGAUAAUAUGCACUUGCUGACCUCGGACCUGUCAAGCACAAUACAGCAGCCCCU